Lachnellula hyalina is the source of this 399-nucleotide messenger RNA. RefSeq names its product NADH-ubiquinone oxidoreductase 9.5 kDa subunit (gene nuo9.5). The record is from RefSeq and is a predicted model, not a curated record. The annotation marks the transcript as partial. Lineage: Eukaryota; Fungi; Ascomycota; Leotiomycetes; Helotiales; Lachnaceae. The transcript has 2 exons.
AUAAUCGAGCUUCCCGUCGUCAACCUCAUCGAACAACAUCGAAACCUCGCUCGCGCCAAACCUCACCUCACGAGCCGGAAUUGCAAUAACCCCUCAAUUGCGUUCGUCGCCAUCUCCUCUCCCUCCCUUCCCUCCAACACCCAGCUAAUUCCCUCCGCCCCAGCCACCAUGUCAGCAACCCCCCGUUUCUGGUCCCAACCAAUCCGCUACCUACGCUGGGCAGCGAUCCAAAAACCCGCCAUUUUCUUCUCCGUCAUAGUCGGCAGCCUGGGUCCCCUCACGGUGGCGGUCGUGCCGCCUAUUCGACGAAGACUGGGCGAUGCGCAGAGGCCGGAGAUUCCAUUUACGUAUCCCGUCCCCACGGGUCCCCGAAAAGAUUUAAAAGGGUAUGAGGAUUGA